Messenger RNA from Copidosoma floridanum, 1568 nucleotides. Its product is annotated as Wnt oncogene analog 2. Gene Ontology annotation, molecular function: cytokine activity; frizzled binding. Lineage: Eukaryota; Metazoa; Arthropoda; Insecta; Hymenoptera; Encyrtidae. Gene Ontology annotation, cellular component: extracellular region. The record is from RefSeq and is a predicted model, not a curated record. Gene Ontology annotation, biological process: canonical Wnt signaling pathway; cell fate commitment; multicellular organism development.
AUGCGUUGCGGUGACAUCGCUGUGGCCGUGAUAGCCCUACUCGUACUCGGGCAGAUCCAGAGCCCGCGACAGUCCAGGGUGGUCGGAGCAGUGAUGCUCAGCGCAGUGGUGUGCGGCCGCAUCCCCGGGCUGACCAAGCAACAGCGAGAAAUGUGCCAGAAGGCGCCCCACGUGAUGGCGGUGAUCGGCGAGGGUGCCGAGCUCGGUUUGAAGGAGUGCCGCCACCAGUUCAGAAACCACCGCUGGAACUGCUCUCAACUCGUCGACAACCAAAUCUUCGGACACGUCUUUGUUGUCGGCAGCAGGGAGGCGGCGUUCAUGUACGCGAUAAGCUCGGCCGCCAUUACGUACGCGGUCACGGCGGCCUGUAGCCGGGGAAACAUAACGGCCUGCGGAUGCGAGCCGACGACCAGAACGCGGAAGGAGAUGCCGCCCAACGGUUGGGAAUGGGGAGGCUGCAGCGCCGACGUAUCCUACGGAAUGAGGAUCGCGCGUAGGUUCCUCGACUCGAGGGAAAUCGAGGGCGAUGCGCGCAGCCUCAUGAACCUCCACAACAACAAGGCCGGGAGAAAGAUAGUGAAAACAAUGCUGGACGUGGAGUGCAAGUGCCACGGGGUGAGCGGCUCGUGCACCGUGAGAACCUGUUGGCGAACCCUACCGAGUUUCCGCGAGAUCGGCGACGUCCUCAUGAGGAAGUACGACAGGGCCAGAUCGGUCGUACCGAUCUCGCCGCCCUCGGCACCCACGGUACACAGCACGGAGGUGGUGUUGCGCUCGUCCGAAGUGUCGCCGAUCCUUGGCAACGACGCCAAGACCCAAGGCAAGCCCAGCGACGGUUUGAGGUCCCCGACGGAGGAGGACCCGGGUAGUGUCGGCGAUGCGCCCUGGACGCUCUGGCGACCCGGUAGCGAGCCCAAGGUGCGCGUGGCUCCCGGACUGUUGCUGACCAGGCAGCACCAACCGAAGAAGCUCCACCUCGUGCUGAAGCGGGCGAGCAAAAUUAGCGGCGGCGCGGCGUCGAGCCUCCAGAAGCGCUUUCCCAAGCGCAGCGAGCUCGUUUACCUCCAACAGUCGCCCAACUACUGCGAGCCCGAUCUCGAGCAGGGCAGCUUCGGCACCCAGGGCAGGUACUGCAACCGGACCAGCAAAGAAACGCACGGCUGCGAUCUCAUGUGCUGCGGACGGGGCUACAACACGCACCAGUACACGCGGACCUGGCAGUGCGCGUGCAAGUUCAUCUGGUGCUGCAAAGUGCAGUGCGACACGUGCACCGAACGCAUCGAGGAGUACACGUGCAAGUAGUCGGGCAUAUGUACGGACUAUUAUCGGUACACAUCCCAUCGAACGAGAUGAUUGUACUUUUCCAGCUUACGUGUGAAUAUAGCGAAUGUGUCUAAGAAGUGUACGUAGAGAGAAUUAAUUUAUUCGCGAGGUUCGCGCUUCGCUGUGUAUACCGUUACUAAGUGUGUGUAUGGAUGCUUGGUGAAAAUUGCGGCAAGGCGUGUAAAUGAUAUUUUAAUUUGUACCUUUUUAACGUGUGAUGCGCUGCACGAUUUUAAACGUGUAGU